Molecule: messenger RNA, 1785 nt
Organism: Microthlaspi erraticum
Lineage: Eukaryota; Viridiplantae; Streptophyta; Magnoliopsida; Brassicales; Brassicaceae
Source: the annotation of a GenBank genome assembly
AUGACUGAAACACGCUCUCAAACUGCUUUGAAAGAAUCGAUACUUGGUGAAAUCAAGGCUGCUCUUGGUCCACGUCUUGAAGAGAUGUUUUCACGUACUGAAAAUCUCGAGGUUCAUAUCGCUUUUGAAAAACUCAAACAAGCUUUAUGCGCAGCCCCUGUUUUAGCUCUGCCUUUGUUUGAUAAACCCUUUGUUGUUGAAACCGAUGCAUGUGGUCAAGGUAUAGGAGCUGUCUUGAUGCAGGAGGGUCAUCCCUUAGCCUACAUCAGUCGACAUUUGAAAGGAAAGCAACUACAUCUCUCCAUCUAUGAGAAAGAACUAUUGGCUGUGGUAUUUGUUGUGCAAAAGUGGAGACAUUAUUUAUUACAAGGUCAUUUCGUGAUUAAAACGGAUCAGCGGAGCUUAAAGUAUUUGUUAGAACAGAGGUUAAACACCCCUAUUCAACAACAAUGGUUACCAAAGUUGUUGGAGUUUGACUACGAGAUCCAAUAUAAGCAAGGCAACGAAAAUUUGGUCGCCGAUGCUUUAUCUCGAGUCGAAGGCGCUGAGGUUCUGCAUAUGGCUAUGUCUGUGCUGCAAAUUGAUUUGUUACAGGAAAUUCAAUCUUCUUACGAAUCUGAUCAGGUGCUCAAAGGGAUCAUCGCUGAUCUGAAGCAGAACCCUUCAGCUAAAAAAUAUUAUUCUUGGUCACAAGAGGUUUUGAGAAGAAAGAGUAAAAUAGUAGUUCCUGAGAAUGUUCCCUUGCGUGACAAGAUUCUUGAGUGGCUAUAUUGUUCCGGUGCUGGUGGUCACUCCGGCAGAGAUGCUACAUAUCAGCGGGUCAAAGGCUUAUUUUAUUGGAAAGGUAUGUCGAAGGACCUUCAAUCUUACAUCCGUAGUUGUAACAACUGCCAGCAGUGUAAGCAUGAUAACGCAGCUUCUCCGGGCCUGAUACAACCUCUACCCAUCCCGGAUACGAUCUGGACAGACAUAUCAAUGGACUUUAUUGAUGGUUUACCUCCAUCUUAUGGUAAAUCUGUCAUAUUUGUCGUGGUGGAUAGACUAAGCAAAGCUGCUCAUUUUAUGGCUCUCUCUCAUCCAUAUACGGCAGCAUCGGUGGCUCAAGCAUUUUUGGAUGAUGUUUUCAAGCUUCAUGGCUUCCCUCAAUCAAUCGUGAGUGAUCGGGACACCGUGUUUCUUAGUGAUUUUUGGAAAGAGUUGUUUAGUUUGCAAGGAGUAGCAUUGAAUCUCUCGAGUGCUUAUCAUCCCCAAAGUGAUGGUCAAACUGAAGUAGUCAAUAGGUGUUUGGAGACAUACUUACGGUGUAUGUGUAGUGAUAGACCACAUUUAUGGAGCAAAUGGCUUCCUCUUGCAGAGUAUUGGUACAAUACGAGUUUUCAUACAUCCAUCCAGAUGACUCCAUAUGAAGCUGUUUAUGGACAACCUCCUCCGCUACACUUGCCGUACCUUCCAGGAGAAUCGAAAGUUGCUGUUGUGGCUAAAUGUCUUCAAGAAAGAGAGAAUAUGAUAUUGCUCUUGAAAUUUCAUCUCUUAAGAGCACAACAUCGGAUGCGCCAAUUUGCAGAUCAACAUCGCACGGAUCGCAACUUUGAUAUCGGUGACUAUGUGUAUGUCAAGCUACAACCCUACCGACAACCACUCACAGACCGCCGAGUCAAAGGACAACCUUCCCAAUCCGAAUCACACCAUCCAUGUAACUACAAAUCACAAUCUGAUUUCAGAAGAAUACCUUGCCCAGGCGUCCCUCUCAAAUACCUCACAACUCUCAACGCAGCAUUCCAAUGA